AUGCACGAAUUAGCAGCAUAUGCCAAACCUCAGGAGUCCAAGAUGAAGUAUNCACUAGACUCAAGGUCUCCCAGAUCAUUCUUGGAGCUAUGUCCUAUGGCUCUUCUCAAUGGCAAGAUUGGGUCUUGGACGAGGAACAAGCACUGCNCUCUACUCAAGCAUGCCUAUGACCGUGGCAUCAACACCUGGGACACAGCCGAUACUUACAGCAACGGCCGCAGUGAAGAAAUCAUCGGUGCCGCAAUCACCAAAUACAACAUCCCUCGCUCCCGUCUGGUUUUGUUGUCGAAGUGCUACUUUGGCGUCACCGACGACGAUAACUCCGUCCACCAGCCCAAGAUCCCAGAAAUGAUGAACAAUGAUGGAGAUUUGGUGAACAGAGUCGGACUUUCCAGAAAGCAUAUUUUCGAUGCUGUGGAGGCUAGUGUUAAGAGAUUGGGUACUCAUAUCGAUGUGUACGUUUUGGUUUUCUUCGGUGGUUGUGGCAGAGGAAGAAAGAUUGCUGACAGUAAGCAACAGANNUUGCAGAUCCACAGAUUGGAUAGAGGAGCCCCGAAGAAGGAGAUUAUGCGGGCAUUGAACGAUGUUGUUGAGAAAGGCUGGGUCCGCUACAUCGGCGCCUCCUCAAUGGCAGCAUGGGAGUUCCAAGAACUGCAGAACAUUGCAGAAACCCACAACUGGCACAAAUUCAUCAGCAUGCAAAACUACCACAACCUGCUUUAUCGCGAGGAAGAGCGCGAAAUGAUCCCUUACUGCAAACACACAGGUGUAGGUUUGAUCCCUUGGUCACCCAUGGCACGCGGUGUGCUCGCCCGCCCCUGGUCCUCUCGUACCUCCAUCCGCGAAUCCUCCGACAACACCUUGAAAGCCCUAAUCCGCAGCAAAGAAUCCGAAAACGACGAAAAAAUCGUAAACAGAGUUGAGGAGGUUGCCAAGAGAAAGGGAAUCUCUAUGGCUGCUGUGGCGGUGGGGUGGAGUGUUGCCAAAGGCGAUAUUCCGAUUUUGGGAUUGAGUAGUAAGGAGAGGAUUGAUGAGGCGGUGGAGAAUUGUAAGACUGUUUUGACGGAGCAGGAGAUUGCUGAGUUGGAAGAGCUGUAUAUGCCAAAGGCUGUUAGUGGAUACUAA
Messenger RNA from Aureobasidium musti, 1125 nucleotides. NCBI's taxonomy places the organism in Eukaryota, Fungi, Ascomycota, Dothideomycetes, Dothideales, Saccotheciaceae. The record is from the annotation of a GenBank genome assembly.